GUCUGGGUCGCUCCCGGCUAUGCACCCGAGCAGCAGGAGCUGGAGGAGAGCCGAUACAAGUAUGCGCUCAAGGGCUGGCCUUUUGUGAAGGUGAAGUUGGGCGUUCUUGGAACUCAAGAGCAGCGGGAUUACAUCAGCAAGCAUCAUCCUGAAGGUACUCACAUCGUGUCUUUCGACGAUGAUGUGCCAGAGCUCUUCUGCAAAAUCAGGGAGGGCACCACCCAGGAUACACUUCAGCCACUACCGCCAGGAGCACUGGAAUGUGUGAUCCACCAUGCGAGAGAUCUGAUGCAUGAGCAAGGGGCAUACAUUUGGGGCUUCUCCCCGAGCGCGAACCCAAUGAAUAUGCGGCGAACGCAUAUAUCACGGAGAAAUGGCAUGGUCAACGGCUUUGCCUAUGGAUAUCUCAACCGGCAUAGCAACGAGUUCCGAUCUGUAUAUGGCUCGCCCACGGAGGAUGUAGAGCGCUCCUGUCGUUUCUUCAAUGCAGAUGGCAUAGUGCUGAGAUAUUCUAUGUACAGCGCCCGGACUGAGUUCAAGGCAGCUGGGGGGAUCAACCUGCUCUACAAUACGGCACCG
Messenger RNA from Symbiodinium necroappetens, 579 nucleotides. The record is from the annotation of a GenBank genome assembly. NCBI's taxonomy places the organism in Eukaryota, Dinophyceae, Suessiales, Symbiodiniaceae.